Symbiodinium sp. CCMP2456 is the source of this 1539-nucleotide messenger RNA. NCBI's taxonomy places the organism in Eukaryota, Dinophyceae, Suessiales, Symbiodiniaceae. The record is from the annotation of a GenBank genome assembly.
AUGGCCCCCUCCAGCCAGGUUGCCGUCGCUGCCUUGGCAGCCGCAGGCUGCACGGCCUUCGUCGCCGCGCCCAGCGCCACACGCGGCCCUGCUCUGCGCAGCACCGUGCAGGGCCAGGCAAAGGCGUCCUCGACCUCCGGGACCGGCCUGGCCAUUUGCGGCCUAGGUGCGGCAGUCGGCGCUGCCAUCGCCGCCCCCAAGAAGGAGCGGGUGGCUCUCCGUGCCUUCGAGACAGAACUCGGAGUGCAGCCCCCGGCCGGAUUUUGGGACCCGCUAGGCUUCACCAAGGGUGGUGAUGCAGCCUCUUUCCGUCGACGACGGUAUGUGGAGCUAAAGCACGGGCGCGUGGCCAUGUUGGCAUGCAUGGGAUACAUCGUUCCUGAGUACUACCGAUGGCCAGGUGAUCUCUCUCCUUCCCUCGGCAUCAAGUUUACGGAUGUCCCAACCGGCUUCGCCGCCUUCUCAAAAGUGCCUCUAAGCGGCUGGGCACAGAUGGUGGCCUUCGCUGGUAGUGUGGAGCUCUUCCAGUACGUGGAUGAUCCCAAGCGUGCCCCGGGCGACUUUGAGAACGCGGGUCUCCUGGGCAUCCCCAACGGCUUCAUGAAGGCUCCGGAAGGCCAGAAGGAAAAGAAGCUAGCUGCCGAGAUCGCAAACGGCCGCUUGGCCAUGAUGGCCAUCAUUGGCAUGUUCUUCCAGAACGGAUUGACAGGACAGGCAUGGGGCGACUGGUCUCUGUACACGGACUCCCCGCUGCGCGCCUUGACGCCGGCGCAGGAGAUCAUUGCCGGGACUGGCGGCCCUCUCCCUGACAACUUCUGGGAUCCGGCGGGCAUCACGAAUGGCAAGACCGAGAAGGAGAUCGCAAUGCUCCGGGCCAUGGAGCUGAAGCACGGGCGCGUGGCGAUGCUUGCGGUGCUCCACUGGUUCCAUGUGGCCGCGGGCUACCACCUCUUGGGUGAUUAUGCCAUCGGCGAGAGGAUGAGCAACGACCCCCUCGUCAGCUUGACCCAGCUCCCUAUGGGAGGCAUGUGGCAGGUGAUCUUCACCAUCAUGUGCUUGGAGUGGCUGACCACCUACAUCUGCAAGCCCCCUGAGGACCGCCCUUGGGACGUGCUCGGAUGGAAGGGCAUCAUCGACGAGGACUACCCUUCCGAGAUCUGGAACGGAUGGAAGCGGGUCCAGUGCCAGGAGCUGAACAACAGCCGCCUUGCCAUGGUGGCCAUCACCGGACUCGUCGCCCAGGACGUUGUCACCGGCGACUACGUCGCAGGCUUGCACCAGGCCAAAGCCAAGCCGCAGAGUCCGGCUGGCUCGGUCAAGGCGGCUCCCGCAGCGAAGCCUCGCUGUGGGCCAGCGGCCUUUCAGCUGAUCAAGAAGAUCGAGAGCCAGGCAGACUCGCAGCUAGGCAGCGAGGCUGAUGAGGAAGAGGAUAGGGAGGGCAGCGGCUUCGUCGCUCCUGGGUCCGACGACGAUCUGUGCGUCGGUCAGCAGGGCAGCACCAGUCGCUUCGUGAUGCCCGGGCCGGGUGCCACAGACUAG